UGGCUCCCGCGUCGCCGCUCCGCGCCGGGGGGGAAGAUGAGCUCAGGGGACGUCGUUUGCACUGGAUGGCUCAUUAAAUCACCCCCCGAGAAGAAACUCAAGAGAUACGCAUGGCGGAAGCGCUGGUUCGUGCUGCGCAGAGGCCGCAUGAGCGGGAACCCAGAUGUGCUGGAGUACUACAGGAACAACCAUUCCAAAAAGCCCAUUCGGAUCAUCGACCUCAACGAGUGCGAAGUGCUGAAGCACUCGGGGCCCAACUUCAUCAAGAAAGAAUUUCAGAACAACUUUGUCUUCAUUGUGAGAACCACCUACCGCACCUUCUACCUGGUAGCCAAAACUGAGGAGGAGAUGCAGAUCUGGGUGCACAACAUCAGCCAGAUCUGUAACUUUGGACAUCUAGAAGAUGGCACAGGUUCAGUGGAGAGCCUGUCUCACACGACCUCGUCCCCGCAGCCAUCGCCAGCUGCCUCCACCCACGCCUCCCGCAUCGCAGAUCCCUCCUUCUCGGUCGACCACGCUGCUGCUGACGCAUCUGCCGCAGAGGAGACCCCCAGCGAGUCAGAGUCGGUCUUCCUCCCUGACUACCUCUUCCUCUCCAACUGCGAGUCGGGCAAGCUCAGCCACAACAGGUGUGACAGCUGGUCGAAUUCAGACAGAUCUCUGGAGCAAACCUCAUCGGAUGAUGUUUUUGUCGACUCCUUGCAGUCCCAGCCCUCCUUGUACCUUGUACAGCCGUCCAGCGCUGGCACUGUGCACCAGGAUGGGGCCCCGUUGGCAAACCCCAGCACUGUGUCCAGGACCAUAGACAUUAACGGGCCACCCAGUGACUUUUCCUCCUCUUCUCCACUGCUGGGGACGCCGCUGACACCAACCUUUCAGAUUGACAAGAGCCAAAACGUGCUGCCCUACGGUGUAACCCAGCUGGACAUCCUGUCCAACACACCCCCACCGCGGCCGCCCAAGCCAACCCACUUCUCAGACAGGAGAGGGGAUGAGGUGGGUGGUGGGGCCCUCCAGAACGGGCACGCAGGGGUCUGCCGGGCUCAGGUCGCUCUGGUGCCCAGGAGGAUCUCCUUGUCCAGCCUAGACAACGUGAGGAACUGGAAAGCAGACAUGGAAGGCAGUUCCUUAAGAAGUCGGGAUAAGAGGCUUAGCUUGAAUUUGCCCUGUCGGUUCUCCCCGCUCUACUCGACUGCUUCGGACAGCACGGAGGACAGCUACGUGCCCAUGCGCCCCAGCACCUCUCCCUCUGCGCCUGGCUCCGACUGUUCACCCGACGGCUACAUCCCCAUGAGCCCCGGCUCAGCCACGUUUACCUUCCCUGUCGUCAGCACUGAAAAACUCACCAGCCCAUUACCUGAGCUUCCCUCAGACCUGGAGCCCCCUCCGGUGAACCGAGACCUCAAGCCUCGUAGGAAAUCACGGCCACCUCCUCUGGACUUGAGGAACCUCUCCACAAUCCGGGAGCAUGCUGCCGUGACCAGGAUGUGGACUGUGCCUUACAAUCGAAUGAGCUUUAUCUCACCAGAAAGAGACGGUAUUAAUUCAGCAAGAAUAUUUGCCAAUUCAGUUUCCGGAGAAGAGGAAGAAAGUUACAUUCAUAUGGAGCACAGACAGGCAACAUCUCCAUACAGUGGUGCUUUUCCAUGGACAAGGAAAUCUAACCUUGAUUACUUAGCAUUGGAUUUUAAUUCUGCUUCCCCAUCCCCUGUACAGAAGAAACCUUUUCUCUCUGAGGAGCAGAGAGUGGACUAUGUCCAGGUAGAUGAACAGAAGACUCAAGCU
Molecule: messenger RNA, 1785 nt
Organism: Pygoscelis adeliae (Adelie penguin)
Lineage: Eukaryota; Metazoa; Chordata; Aves; Sphenisciformes; Spheniscidae
Gene: GAB3
Product: GRB2-associated binding protein 3
Exons: 10
Source: RefSeq, a predicted model, not a curated record